AUGGCUGCCGCAGGUGAAAGAAAGAAAUCUUCUAGAAAGAAGAAGGAUCCAGAUGCACCAAAGAGAUCUCUCUCUGCAUACAUGUUCUUUGCUAACGAAAACAGAGACAUUGUUAGAGCUGAAAACCCAGGUAUUACCUUUGGUCAAGUUGGUAAGUUGUUGGGUGAGAAAUGGAAGGCUUUAGGUUCCGAGGACAAGGUGCCAUACGAGAACAAGGCUGAGGCUGACAAAAAGAGAUACGAGAAAGAGAAAGCCGAGUAUGCAAAAAAAAACUCAGUUUAG
This is a messenger RNA of Lodderomyces elongisporus, 282 nucleotides long. RefSeq names its product high-mobility group nucleosome-binding protein (gene NHP6A). The record is from RefSeq and is a predicted model, not a curated record. The transcript has a single exon. Bases 1 to 282 code for a protein of 93 amino acids. Gene Ontology annotation, molecular function: DNA binding, bending. NCBI's taxonomy places the organism in Eukaryota, Fungi, Ascomycota, Pichiomycetes, Serinales, Debaryomycetaceae.